UACGCGCGCGCGGUAUGGCGUCCGUGGUUUGCUCUCCCCGCCACCACCACCGCUCAUACAUCUGCCGCCGCCUCAGCUCCGCCCCUCCCGGCCACGCCCGUCCCCGGAGCGGCCCAUCAGGAUUGAACACCACAAGGUUCCUUCGUUCCCAUCCAAUGUCCACCGGUAGGGGCUGUCCCGCAUCGUGUGCAUCCAUGGAAGCAUCCGACAGCAACCAAGGACCAGAACAUCUCAUUGUCCUGGUUCAUGGUAUCAUGGCAAGCCCCAGUAACUGGACAUAUGGGGAAGCAGUUCUGAAAAAGAGGCUAGGCAAUGUUACUGGCUACAUAUUUCGUGGGUUUUUAAAUCUGUUACCCGACAUGGAAAAUACCGAGGAAUAUCACCAGAUGAUGGAGGAGGAGAUGAUUCGUGGGUUGGAGGAAAGUAGACGUCAACUUCCAUGAAUCACUGUGGCCCUACUCUACUCACAACAUGCAUGUUAAGAACGAGUGGCUUCACAGUGCUGGUGUCGGUGUGAUCGCCCACGUCGCGGUCAGCAUGAAACAGACAUGUCUGCCCUCCAGCCUGUGAGAUUUGCACCUGGAAUGCUGACAUUCGGCACGGUUGAGUUAGUACUCCAUCCGUAAACUAUACAUGGCAGUGGAAUGUGAGGGAGGCUUUAUGAGAAAUAACUAUACA
This is a messenger RNA of Triticum dicoccoides, 678 nucleotides long. RefSeq lists its product as uncharacterized. The coding region runs from base 15 to 443 and encodes 142 amino acids. Lineage: Eukaryota; Viridiplantae; Streptophyta; Magnoliopsida; Poales; Poaceae. The record is from RefSeq and is a predicted model, not a curated record. The transcript is spliced from 5 exons.